AAUGACCAAAUUAACAACAGAUAUCCUAUUAAAGAAGGGCCUUCCGAAAUCCAACCAUUUGAAGAAUCUGAAGACACUCGGCUUGUCUAAAAUGCAGCUGGAGACAAAAGACCUAGAUCCACGUCUUUUUUCUCAAAUGAUAAAUCUUGAAGAACUGGACAUUUCCAAGAACUGUCUAUCUGAGAUCCCGGAGAAGAUCAGUCUUCCUAAACUAAAGGUGCUAAAUUUCACCGACAAUCAGGUUGAGGAUGUAACCACUCUGCAUCAGUUUCCCAAUCUAGAGGAAGUCAUGUAUGAAGAAAACCUAUACCUGACAGUCAGUGAUAAUUACAAAGUGUGCUGCCUUCUACCUAAGCUGCGACGAUUGAAUAAUAAAGAUAUAACAUCUUUGGCCAAUCAUGUCCGGUUUGUAAUCCACAGAGAAUUGAGCUCCAGGGUUGAAAUCUACUGGGAGAAGAAUUACAAGGACAAAUUGCCUGACGAGCCCACUCCUGCCAUGAUUAAAUCUGUCAGUAAGGAUUUUCUGAAGUCAGUGGCAAAUCGUGUAAUGUAUGGUCCUAACUCUCUCAAAGACUUCACCAAGUGGAAAGUGAAUAUAAUAGCAGAAGAGUUCAUUUCUUCAUUGUGUAAUAAGAAAAAGGAUGCUGAGCCACAGCCUGAACCAGUAUCUGCAAAUGAUGAUACAGAGAUUCCAGUAACCCCUAGUAAGAAAAAGCGUACUUGUGAAUCAGACCCUGAAGUACGAACGCCUGCAAAGCGUCUCAGGACAAGCGCCGUGAUCACGCAUGCUUUGUCACCUAGAAGGUUGUCUAAAGUUCCGGAAAGCCCACAAAAAUCUUCACCAAGGAGAAAUAAACUAAACAUUACACUUUCUCCAGUCAGAAGUAAACCAAUUACACCUGUUAAGGAAAACGGUAAGCGUGGCUUGCCAACACCUCAGAAAGUUAGUCUACGAAGCACGCCAUCACAAAAAGGAUUUGAUGAGGAGAGAUCUGUAAACAUUGAGAGACAGAAGAGGGAACUAAAAAAAAAAGGAUUUGAUGUGGAGCCACUUCAUUUUCUUCAGUGUCACAGUAAAAAUAACAGCAGCAAUGAUUUCCGCACCCAGCUGUGGUCCUGUGCUUUUGAGCCUGCUCUGGAUUCUCUGUCAAGUAAAGUUAUCGCAACAUGUGGUGGAGAGUCAGUUUGUGUCAUCGACUGUGAGACUGGAAACGUUCUAAAGAAGUACAAAGUUCCAGGAGAGGAAUUCUUUGCACUGGCCUGGACGACACUAACCAUGAUAAGCAAUGAGGGACAGAAGAGAAAUAUCAAUGUCUUGGCAGCUGGUGGAAAAUAUGGAGUAGUCAGACUGAUGCAUCCCAAAGGCAACAUGUGCUAUGGAGAGAUAAAAGCUCAUAAAAAAGCCAUAUCCAUCAUGUGUUUCAGCCCAGCACAUGACACCUUUCUUUUCACUGGAUCCUAUGACAAGAGAAUCAUUUUAUGGGAUAUAGGGGUUCCUGACUAUGAAUACAACUUUAGAGCAAGCCAGUUGCUGACAUUGGACACUCCAUCCACUCCUCUGCGUCUCUGUCUGGUACCUUCUUCCCUGGAUCAAUACUUGCUGGGAGGUUGUGAAGAUGGUUGCUAUGUUUGGGACAUAUCACUGAAUAAACAGCAAGGAAGAUGCUCCUAUCAUGCAGAAUUCAGUUUCCCAAUAUACAAGAAAAAAUCGGAGGACAAUGAUUUCCAUACUAUAGAUGGACUGGCGUUUCUGAAUGAUGAUCUGAUCGCUUCUAAGAGUUCCAUGCAAGGAUCCAUAUACAUUUGGAGUUGGAAGAAGUCUUUUCUGAAAUCACGCUCUAAGAGCACCAAGAAAAUGGAGGCAGCUGUACUAGCGGAGCUUAAGUGGUCACAGACUGACAUACCAUACCUAUCACUUACAACCUCUGCAGAUGGACUUUACCUUUUCUGUGGUGAUGAGGCUGGGAAAGUGUGGAUUUAUGAUCUUGAAUCCUGUCGAGCUGAGUUACAGAAAGGAGUGUCAUGCAGUGGUCUCAAAGAACCCACAAAGGUUAUUGACUGGCCGGCUCCCAUAUCAAGAGAAGAGAAAAUGGGAGAGACUGUUAUCAACACUGUGCUGGUAAACCCAGCGAAGGAAUAUUUAGUUGCCUUAACAGACAAAAAUAUAAUCGCUAUCUGGAAAAUCUUAUAA
Messenger RNA from Nanorana parkeri, 2191 nucleotides. RefSeq names its product leucine rich repeats and WD repeat domain containing 1 (gene LRWD1). Gene Ontology annotation, cellular component: nuclear origin of replication recognition complex. The transcript has 15 exons. The record is from RefSeq and is a predicted model, not a curated record. The coding region runs from base 2 to 2191 and encodes 729 amino acids. Gene Ontology annotation, biological process: chromatin organization; establishment of protein localization to chromatin. Gene Ontology annotation, molecular function: protein binding; chromatin binding. Lineage: Eukaryota; Metazoa; Chordata; Amphibia; Anura; Dicroglossidae.